Sander lucioperca (pikeperch) is the source of this 2532-nucleotide messenger RNA. RefSeq names its product tetraspanin 31 (gene tspan31). The transcript is spliced from 6 exons. The coding region runs from base 148 to 783 and encodes 211 amino acids. Gene Ontology annotation, cellular component: membrane. Lineage: Eukaryota; Metazoa; Chordata; Actinopteri; Perciformes; Percidae. The record is from RefSeq and is a predicted model, not a curated record.
CGUCACAUGCGGCGUUGACGUCAUCAGAUACGCCCUCUCUGUUGGCCAAAAACAUUUGUGUCCAGACGUUAGCGGUCCGGAGAGCCCAAUAACACUGAUUUUUUUAUUAUUAAGUCUUAUUCAUUAGCCGAUAAAGGUUUUUCGAAUAUGGUCUGUGGCGGAUUCACCUGUUCCAAAAAUGCACUUUGUUCCCUGAAUGUGGUUUAUAUGCUGGUUGGGCUGCUGCUGAUUGGAGUAGCAGCAUGGGGGAAGGGCUUUGGCUUGGUGUCGAGCAUCCACAUCAUCGGAGGGGUCAUCGCAGUGGGCUUCUUCCUGCUGCUCAUUGCUAUCGUUGGACUCGUCGGAGCAAUACACCAUCACCAAGUCAUGCUUUUCUUUUACAUGGUCAUUCUCUUCAUCGUUUUCCUGUUCCAAUUUGGAGUUUCCUGUUCCUGCUUGGCAAUGAACGGCGGGCAGCAGGAGGCCCUUCUGAACUCUGCUUGGGGAAUGUUGAACAACAAGACCAAGAUGGACCUGGAGAGCCAGCUGGACUGCUGUGGGCUGCUCAACCUCCCCGAAAGUCAGGCCCAGUUUGAUCAGGAUGUGGCUCACUGUACUGCUUCAUGCAAAAGUGAAAGCUGUCACACCUGCGGGGAGUUGAUGCUGACUCACGCAACAGUGGCUCUGAAGAUCCUCGGGGGCGUCGGGCUCUUCUUCAGCUUCACAGAGAUCCUGGGAGUGUGGCUCGCCGUGCGCUACAGGAACCAGAAGGAUCCACGGGCAAACCCAAGUGCCUUCCUAUAGUCUGUCCCGCGAACGCAGUGCAUCGCCGUAGAGGCCGUUUUCAGACACACUGGUACACAUAGAAUCAUGCACAUCUAGAGGCAGACACUCCCGACAUACAACACAACACCGCACCAACCACGACAACACAGAAUGGACGAGCGCACGCAGCACCUGACAAACACUGAGUAACAAAAACACACACACACACACACACCUUCACCUGAGACUGAACAACAACAACCUGUCCAGAAAUAUUGCCAGAGCUCCAGCUGGACGACCUGGAUACUUAUGUAUGAAAGGAUAACUUGUAAUACCAAGAAGUGUGACUUGUUGGUAUCGUGACCCAGCCUUGAUUUGAGUACCAGAUUUCUUGCUAGUUAAGGGAUGAGACAUCUCUGCAUGUGUCCUGCACAGACAAACCGCCUCUUUGUUGAUUUCUUUCCACACACCAACCAAAUGACUGUGCCCUGUCCAACAAAAUAAUGUGUAUGCACCUUGAGUUUUUUUUCCUUUAAUUUAGUGGCACCACAUAACAACAAAUAUAUUCCUCCGGUCAGUGCUAUCAGUGAUGUGUAGAACUGUAUACCCAGACAUGUCCAGUGGGAUGAGUUUGUUCAGCCCGGGGGGGGGGGGGGGGGGGGCACAUACUGGACAUGUGUUGUAAAGUAGUUUUAAAACUGUAUAUAAAUGUUCUUUUUCCAAUGCCACAAAUGCCGGGAUUUAACAGGAUUAGGAAGCGAGAAUAGAUGUUAGGUUAUGUAGUUGCUAGUCAUUCGGGUUCAAAGUAUUUAUGAACUGUAACUGAGCCAGCUAACUUUUAACAGUCUGAUAUAUUAGGAUGCCAGUGGACUGCAUCCUUGAUGUUGUACAUAAUCUUUUUAUAAAUCAUUCUCGAUGGGUUUGCCAUGUAGUUGCCCCUCUAGUUAGGAAGUUUGCCUGCAUAGUUGAGGUCUUUCAAGGCCGAAAUAAUCGACUCCUUCCUGUAUUUAAUAUGUUCCUUUGUGCCGCACAGUGACGUUGCUUAGUAUAGAUUCUGGUUGUAGAGAAGUGGAUUCAGGUACGUAUCAUUACUUCCUGCGUAACUGGAAGAAAUCACAAAAGUAAAAAAAAUAAAUAAAUGAAAAGUGCUAUUUGAUUUGAAAUAAUUAGGUAAAUUUGGACAAAGCUGAUUAUUGCAAACCCAAUUUUGUUUUUAAUAGUAUUAAUUGUGAAAAUGCGCUCUUGGUUGCAAUUUUUUUUUUUUUUUUUUUUAUAUAUAUUUUAAAAUAAUUUUUGUUCUCCGUUGCCAUCAGCUCUUUUUCGUUCAUCAGUGUUAAUUGCUUUGUAAAAAAACUAAAAAAAAUGUUAAAUAUUUUCAGGAUCUAUUUAAGUUUAGUUUAAGGAUGCACAUUAGGCUAAAGUUUUGUGUUUGUAGUUUUGAUGAUAUAAUUCCGAUGCCUAGCUCGAUGUUUGACAUUUCUUGUUGAUAAAUCACUGCUCAUGAAUUUUCUCUUUUUAAGAUGUGUUUUCUCUUUUUUGAAUUGCUCUGAACUUUAAGGACUAACACAAACUGUAAUUAUGUCUUACUUGAACCUGUCAACUUGGCUGAUAUGGAUUUCCUGCUGCUGAUUUGGAGUCAUUGCUGGUGUAAACAAAAUUUUGACAGAUCUUAAGCAUUGGUAUGCCAUAUAUUAAACCUCACUUUGAAUUUGUGUGCACUUGUUAUUCAAAUGUAUCUUUGGAUUUUUGAGACUUAAUUUUCGAAAUAAUAAAACCUGAAAUUGGAAA